Messenger RNA from Microbotryum saponariae, 923 nucleotides. Lineage: Eukaryota; Fungi; Basidiomycota; Microbotryomycetes; Microbotryales; Microbotryaceae. The record is from the annotation of a GenBank genome assembly.
AUGGCCACACCAAGGACGAUCCGUCGUAUCGUCACCACCACCCCCAGCGUAUCAUCCUGGCUAUCACCCGCAGCGGGCCAACCCCUCCUCCCCACGCUCAUCUCGAUCCCACCCCUCGCAGCGCAAUCCAAAUGGUUCUUGCCCCACCCUAACACGAACAACGCCCCCACGAACAAGCUUGAUCGUCCACAUCGUCACCUCAACCUCGACCACCUCACCGGUUCGGGAACCCAAGACCCAGUCGUCAAUAUCGAGCAUACGCGAACGGGAUCCGAAUCCUACUUCGAGCGUCUCGAAGUACCUUGGUCCUAUUACCUGCAAUACCUCGACAACCCACCCGUACCAAACACGUUGUCAAACGCGCCGCAUUCGACUUCAACCCUUUACCUAGCCCAAUCGCUCCCACCCUCCCACCUCCCACCCGACCUAACCCUACCCCAAACUCGACAACACUUCCCCCUCUCCGGUCAAACCCCUUCCUCCCUCUGGAUGGGCCGAACCCCGACCACGACCCCCAUGCAUCAAGACCCGGACCAUAACUUAUUACUCCAAUUGAGCGGGGAGAAGAAGUUUAGGUUGAUGGAACCAAAGGUGGGGAAGAGCGUUUUCGAAAAAGUUCAAAAGAGGGGACUCGGAGGACUGGGCAAGGCGGCGGCGUUGUGGGAUCGGAGAGGUCGUUUGAGAGGGGAGGAGAUGAUGUUGCCCGGUCCGGAAGGCGACAGGGACGCGUUGGAACGAGCGGUGUGGGAGGAUACUUGUGAUGGGGGUCGGAGCAGGCGCAGGAAGAGGUUUUUCAGGUCACGGUCCAGAGUGGUCAAGCUUUGUUGAUCCCUCAAGGAUGGUGGCAUGCCGUGAGGUCGAGGUCGACUAGAGCAAAUGGCGAAGAGGAACUAUCCGUGUCGGUCAAUUGGUGGUUCAGGUGA